CGAGAGGCCGGAGGGCGAAGGGGGCGGGGCGGGGCGGGGCAGCGGUGGAAGCGAUGCGGUACAACGAACGGGAGCUGCUGUCGCUCUCCCGGCAACCGGCCGAAAAGGCGGCGGAGGUUCUCAUGCGCGCCCCCAAGAAAGGAAGUGCCUUGAAGAAGCGCCUGGUGAAAUUAGUGGUCAAUUUUCUCUUUUACUUCCGAACAGACGAGGCUGAGCCCAUUGGUGCUUUAUUGUUGGAACGCUGCAAGAUCAGCAAAGAAGAAGAAAAUGUCUUUUCCAUCAGCUUCCUCGAAGAGCCAGAGAGGAAAUACUACUUUGAAUGUGAUACAGAAGAGCAGUGCCAGGAAUGGAUUGAGGUGCUUCGCAAGGCCAGUUAUGAAUUCAUGAGAAGCAGCUUGAUCUUUUAUCGGAAUGAGAUCCAGAAGAUGACCGGGAAGGACCCCUUGGAGCAAUAUGGCAUCUCAGAGGAAGCCCGUUUCCAGUUGGGGGCACGGAAACUUUAAUCCACAUAAAGGUGAACACAGGAACUCCACUGCUGAAAUGUCGACAGAGUAAAUUCUCUAUUUUUUUUUUUUACGAACUUUAAGGGAGAGGAAAGGGAAUGUUUCUCUUUAAAAAAAAAAACAUACCCACACUGUCCACACUUGCUGUAUCUCUUCUGCUGCUUUGUGAUCUCAGUUUUGCUACUACCAAUAGCCACCUCUGUAAUGAAGAUUACUGAUAAGGAGGAUCAGUUUUGUGGUUGGGUUAAUUGAAUCAGUCCUGCCUCUAUCAUAUACAGGUGCACAGAGCAAGUACAGUUGUAAAAAUAAAGGAAAUGGGGAAAGGGAGCUUCACAUUUGGAAGAAGGCCUCGGAUUUUAAUUCUUUUUAAUCCCCUUUGGUAAGGCAGGGAGGUUUUAGUGACAAGAUGACAAAACGUGUCAUCAACAGAGAUGAAUUUAAUAGGUAGCCCAGCUCUGCUGUGUCCACUCCCAAAUUCAGACUGGUCUUCCUACCAUCUCCUUGCAUUGGCCAGCGAUUUCUCCCAGGUACAAAAUGGAUAGGCAGUCCUUAACUUAUUCUUGAUGUGAGGUACUUUUUAAGUGGAAGGCUGGCUGGCAAAUGGACACAGCAAGCACUCUGCCUCUUUGAAUACAGGGGUGUCGGUGUUAAAUCAGUGAUCAAAAUAAGUAGGCCCAGGUUUGCUGAUCUAAAACAAUAGAUUCAACAGACGUUCAGCCUUUGAUGUGGCAAACAGAUCAUUUGGCAGCCCUUACAGUCAGUAGUGAUUAUUUCCUGCAAGAAUAAAAAGGGAAGACUCUUUUCAAUCUUACAUGCUUGGUGUUUAGGUUGGGUGACUAGUGGUUCAUAGCAGCUGUGAAGAUGUACUCCUGAAGCGUCUGGUGUUUGUAAAAUUUCUCCCUGUAUCCACCACAUUCUUGGUGUUACAGUGUCUUUCUGUUGUUUCCUCCAGUAUCUUUCUUGUCCAACUUUGGGAACUGGCAGCUGAAUGUAUUUUAAAACCUGCUGUGAAAUUUCUUCAGGCAUUUUGAAAGUUUUCUUAAUUUUUAUCAA
Messenger RNA from Notechis scutatus (mainland tiger snake), 1556 nucleotides. RefSeq names its product pleckstrin homology domain containing J1 (gene PLEKHJ1). Gene Ontology annotation, cellular component: recycling endosome; trans-Golgi network; early endosome. NCBI's taxonomy places the organism in Eukaryota, Metazoa, Chordata, Lepidosauria, Squamata, Elapidae. The record is from RefSeq and is a predicted model, not a curated record. Gene Ontology annotation, biological process: receptor recycling; endosome organization; retrograde transport, endosome to Golgi.